AUGAACCCUGAUGUAUUUUGUGAAGAAGAUUUUCUACCAGCCGAAUUGCCCCAGUCAGCAGAACCUACGGCCAUUCAAAACGUUGAUGAAUCAAUGGAAAUUCAUAGCUCAGCGCCAGGUUUAGAAAGCUCUUUAGUACCUGGCACAUCAAUGCAAGAUAAUUCACAUCCACCAACAAUGACACCACAAAGAACUUCUAGCUCAGUCAAUUGUCCAGACGCUGACCCAUCAGUGGAAAUUGUUUCAACAGCACCUGGCCCAAUAUAUUCACCAGUUCCUAGCACAUCAUGUCAAGUUGAUUUAACAGUCUCUAGUCUUGAUAUUGGCUGCGUUUGA
Messenger RNA from Parnassius apollo (apollo), 336 nucleotides. Lineage: Eukaryota; Metazoa; Arthropoda; Insecta; Lepidoptera; Papilionidae. The record is from the annotation of a GenBank genome assembly.